CCAAGAUGGCCGACUGCCGGAAGUAACUUAUCGCGAUUGACCGGAACUUUUUGAUUCGAACAAGACUCCAUCAAACCCAUAGCGUGUGAGAGUAGCUGGCAGGUGAUGUUUCUGCAGGACACAGCAUAUUUCUGAGCUUGGCAUCCUCAUGAUAUCUUCACAGCCCCAGGGGGUCGUUCCCCAGCUCAGCCCACAGGAGCUUUCCCUUCAGAUCAAGUCAUUUUUAAGUGGCUCAGACCCCCAGCAUGGGCAGAAACUAAGCCCACGUGACCAUGCCAGAUGCUCAUUGCUGCUAUUACGUUGCCUUCCACCUGCACGGCUUGCUGUACUGGAACAUCUACGAUCUGUUUUUCAUGACUGUGUCUCAUCAUUCUUAAAUGAGAGGGACUCUCAAGACUGCCUCCCACAGUCAUCAUCCUCUCAACGGAGAGGCCCACCACCACCAUCUACUCCAGGUCUGGAAGAGGUGACGCAGGAAGUACAAAAGGUGUUAGAGGAGUUCAUAAAGCUGAAUCCUCGGUCAUGGGCACCUCUCAUUUCUGCCUGGUCUAUUGAACUUAUGGGACAGUUAAGCAGCAAACAUGCAAGUAGACAGGGCAUGCCACACUCUACAAGUCUCAAUGAACUGUUGCAACUUUGGAUGUCCUGUGGAGCUACACGCGUUCUUAUGGACAUCUACACACUUUGUCUGUUUACCAUGAUUGACAGCUGCCCAGAUGCUUGUGUAGAUGCUCUGUUGGAUACCUCUGUGCAACAUUCUCCACACUUUGACUGGGUGGUAGCUCACAUCGGGAAUUCCUUUCCAAGCACCAUAAUUAAUAGAGUGUUGACCUGUGGCCUCAAGGAUUUCUGUGCGCACAGCUCAAGUUCUGAAACUCCUGAGAAACGUGUGCCAAAGUUGGGUUCAGUGGUUGGCAUUCUGGGCCAUUUGAGCUCACGCCAUGGAAAUAGCAUUCGUCAAGAGAUUCUCAGAAUGUUUCAUGAAAGUUUGCGCCCUGGGAGCAAGCAUCAAAGGGCAACAUUACCUUAUCUCCUACAACUUGCAGCUCUCUCACCAUCUUUAUUGGGAACUGUCUGCCAAGACUUGGUGGACUCUUUGAAGCCCUCCACACUGGCCCAGCUGCAGCAGCACUGUUCUACACUUCCUAGAGAGGAACUGGACAAUAUGCUAAAUUUAUGUAUCCACCUGGCAUGUCAGACAUCCACAGGUGCCCCACGGCUGUUGCGUUUUCUUCUGGAUACAGCAAUGCCAGCCUCUGUUAUAACAACCCCAGGACUUGCAGUACAUGAUUCUGUGAGGGAAGCUUGUGAUCGUAUUGUAAGGCUUCUGCUACUCAGCCUUCAGAAACAGGUCUAUGGAAGGACAGCGGGAAGAGCAGCAUCUGAUACUCCACCAAAAGCUGUGCCUUUCUUGGAUGCAAUGAGGGGAUAUUUGCCAGAAUUGUGUGCGGAAAUGCUUCGCUUAGAAAGGAAACGCCAUCUGUGGCUUCAUCAACUCUUGGGUCUACUCUGCAUAUAUAGUAGCCCCCCAUGUGCCCCAGAAGCACUUUGCCUUUUACUCACCUUGGCCCAGAGUUCUGAGGAGUUGGGCCUAGCAGUUCAGCUUCAUGCAGUGCUGUCUUCCUCUAUGCAAGGUUUAGCUCAAGCAGCAGUAAUACGUUGUGUGGCUCAGGUUCAUGCUGGUGCCCUGACAGAUAAGAGAGCACUUCAGCUGUUGCAAAAUCUGGCACUAAUUGUUCAGAGUGAAGAAGGUGGCAUGGGUAGGGAGGUAGGAGUGGCGCUUUCUGAGUACUUAUCUGAUUUUGGACAGCUUCUAUUGCACAGCAAUCCUGCAGUGUGUGAAGCUGCCGGUCUGCUACUGUGCUGCUGCCCGUUACCUUCAUCUAUACCUUCAGCCCAGCUCCAUCUUCUUAUUCGCUCAGCUUCUUACCUGCUCUUCCAUUCCAUGCAUAUACGUAGUAGUGCUGGAAUAAGCAGUGCUUCCAGACUGCUCUUAAGGCUCUGUAAAGUAUCUCAUGCUGCUAGGAAAUCUGUAUUACACCAGCUAGUAGAAGGGGCUCUGCAUCAGGGAAAUGUAGGGCUUUUUGGAGGGCACAAUUCAAAACCAGCUCCUCAAAACCUAGAGGGAGCAUCUGCCUCCCUUUUGGAGAAUAACAGCCAUCUUGGCUCAACUGUAGACUUCUCAGGAAGUGUGUGGUCUGUCUUUCAUGCAGGUGUCAUUGGUUUGGGGCUAAAACCUGAAGUAAAACAUAGACAGUGUGGCCAGGUAGAAUGUAUAGAAAACACCCAAAGCCUUCUUUCCCUCUUAUGCUCCUGCUGUGCCAAAACUGAAGAGGAUGGGCUGCUGAUUACAUUGGAUCCUGAAGCACUUAAGACGUUGGCUGUAACAAUAACUGAAUGUGCUUGCCCUGAUGUGACAAAUAGUGAGUUGUCUUGGCCUCCUGAAGAGCAUGCACGAACCACAGUACAAAGAGACCUGCUGAUUUACACUUGCUUCCGGAGGAACCCAUUACUUUUCCAGCUUCUCCAUCUAGUUGCUCAGGGUCGCCCUGCCCUUUGCUACUGCUCAGUUCUGCUUAGAGGUCUUUUAGCUGCGUUGUUAGCACAUUGGGAAGCAUCACGCGAGUCAUCUUCUGCACACUCACCUUGGCAUCUCAUGGCAUCUUGUGAAUUAGUGUCUUGCAUGGGUGAAGGACAGCUGCUUCCUCCAGCACUUGCAAAUAUGCAUGAGAUGUUUUCCCUCCUUGCACCAUAUGAAGUCCGUCUGCUGCUUCUCAGUGUCUGGGAAUUUGUUCGCGAAAAUGGGCCAUUUCCCCAAAGGUUUGUGUUCCAGGCAGGUAGAGGGAUAUUUAGUAGAGACUUUACUCGAGAAGGUGAUCAUACAAAAUACAUGAGUAUUGUACAUAGUGUUUUACACCGUAACAUUGACCGUCUUGGGCUGUUGUCUGGCAGGUUCCAGUUGUGACAUAAAACAUUGACUAUUAUGUUACAGUAAUUAUCCACUGAAUAUAUCUACAUGAAUUGAAUACAUUUGUUUUCUGCAGUAUUUUAAUGUUUCCUGUGACAACACAAUGUAAAUAAAGAAGACAUUGUUACCCUCCAGACAUGAACAUAGAAGUGAUAAAUUGUAGAAG
Messenger RNA from Bufo bufo (common toad), 3134 nucleotides. It is a transcript of the gene INTS5, whose product is annotated as integrator complex subunit 5. Lineage: Eukaryota; Metazoa; Chordata; Amphibia; Anura; Bufonidae. Gene Ontology annotation, biological process: snRNA 3'-end processing. The coding region runs from base 149 to 2965 and encodes 938 amino acids. Gene Ontology annotation, cellular component: integrator complex. The transcript is spliced from 3 exons. The record is from RefSeq and is a predicted model, not a curated record.